Molecule: messenger RNA, 1017 nt
Organism: Trichophyton rubrum CBS 118892
Lineage: Eukaryota; Fungi; Ascomycota; Eurotiomycetes; Onygenales; Arthrodermataceae
Exons: 3
Coding region: 1-1017 (338 amino acids)
Source: RefSeq, a predicted model, not a curated record
AUGCCUGUUUCCAAGGUUGACAUGUUCACUGAGAUAUAUCUAAAUCAUGCAAAUGAAACUAUCAAACGCAUGGUUGUGAAGAACGAGGUCCAUAGGAUCUCGAGAAAGAAAAUUGAGCUCCAGAUCUUAGAGGGAAUCGACAAUUCGGAAAUCCCUACUACUUUCCGGAUCAUCUUCUACUCGAUGGUCUUGCAUAGCAACACAUUCGACAUCUACUGGUUUGGCCAGCAGUUGCUCCAUAACCUGCCAGACUCAUCAACCACUCGGCUGAAGCCCAAGAUGUCCCUCCUCCAUGAUCUCGAAGGCAUUACUACCAUUGAUUCCCUUACACCCAUGUCCAGCGAGGAGUCAGAAGCCUCAGACGCCGAAGAAAGCGAAGAAGACCUUCCAAAUGGUAAUCUUGGUUGUGCUACAUCUGAUCCGACCACGGCCCCAUCUUCUUCGUCCAUUAACCAGGAGUAUGUUAUCAUUGAGCCGACUGAUGUCGGGAGUCCUCAUCAUGAGGAGUCUUCCUCCUUCCAUCCCUCUAGCCCACCUUCAUGCUCAACUUAUCCCACCCCCAAUACAACUCCUGUUCAGAAAAAGAGCCUCAUCGUCGAUCACAUGGAUGAAGCAGAAGACGAAGAUGACUACGACUAUUCAGCACAAGCAACAGAUUUGGUGGUGAAUGAUCUACUAGAUUAUGAGGACUAUUUUGAGCCCUCUUCCUCUGACGAUUCAGUGGUCACAGCAUUUGGUGUACAAAUCAGCGGCCCAAGACAAGUCCGUACACCAGCCAUCUCUACUGUCUCAAAGCCCAGUAUUUUAAAGUCAAAAGGCUCUGCGAACAGCAAGGGAGGUAGUGGUCCUAAGAAACAGGCACUGGCCCGCCCCAUUAGAACGCCCAAAGCCAAGACAGGUGAAAAGAAAGGGGCAAGCAGCAAAUCAGGCGCCGGAAUCAGCAAGGCAAAAAAGAGCAAAGGAGUUGGCCCAAAGAAGAAGGGAAGCAAAAAGGCAAAAGAAAAUGAUCUAGCCUGA